Messenger RNA from Heterocephalus glaber (naked mole-rat), 7306 nucleotides. RefSeq names its product CCC complex scaffolding subunit CCDC93 (gene Ccdc93). Lineage: Eukaryota; Metazoa; Chordata; Mammalia; Rodentia; Bathyergidae. Gene Ontology annotation, biological process: Golgi to plasma membrane transport. The record is from RefSeq and is a predicted model, not a curated record.
CGCCACGCUGCCUCCCCAGUGCGCAUGCUCCGCCGAGCCGCGGUACCCCGAGCCGGCCCUGGCGGCGUCGGCAAAGGAAGUUUCCGCUUUGCCUUCCACCCGGGUAGCAGCGUAGCUGUAGGGACAGCUUUCUCCAGACGCUCGGUGGGCAUCGCCGCCGCCCCACGUUAACUUAGGCUGAUCAUGGGGUGGCCCAAGGGGCAGGAGAACCAGGGUCUCCCUGAGGUAGAAACAAGAGAAGAUGAAGAACAAAAUGUCAAGUUGACUGAAAUUCUGGAACUCUUGGUUGCAGCUGGAUAUUUCAGGGCAAGAAUUAAAGGCUUGUCACCUUUUGACAAGGUAGUAGGAGGAAUGACUUGGUGUAUCACCACUUGUACCUUUGAUAUAGAUGUUGAUUUGCUCUUUCAGGAAAACUCUACAAUAGGUCAAAAAAUAGCUCUAUCAGAAAAGAUUGUCUCAGUCCUUCCAAGGAUGAAAUGUCCACACCAGCUGGAACCCCACCAGAUCCAAGGGAUGGAUUUUAUUCACAUAUUUCCUGUUGUUCAGUGGCUGGUGAAACGAGCUAUAGAAACAAGAGAAGAGAUGGGUGACUACAUCCGUUCCUACUCCAUAUCCCAAUUCCAGAAAACGUACAGUCUCCCCGAGGAUGAUGACUUCAUAAAAAGAAAAGACAAGGCCAUCAAGACAGUUGUCAACCUCUCAGAUGUUUACAAGCCCCGUCGGAAGUACAAACGCCAACAGGGAGCGGAGGAGCUACUUGAUGAAGAAUCUCGAAUCCACGCUACACUUUUGGAAUAUGGCAGGAGAUAUGGAUUUAGCCGCCAGAACCAAACAGAGAAGACUGAGGACAAGAAAACACCACUGCCUGCAGGGUUGUCAGCUACAGAGAAAACAGAUGUCCAAGAGGAGGAUGAGCUUCAGGCAGCUGAAGAGCAGCAUAUUCAGUCACUGAUGACCAAGAUGACCGCCAUGGCAAAUGAAGAGAGCCGUCUCACUGCAAGCUCCGUGGGCCAGAUUGUGGGCCUCUGCUCGGCUGAGAUCAAGCAGAUUGUGUCUGAGUACGCAGAGAAGCAGUCUGAGCUAUCAGCAGAAGAAAGUCCAGAAAAAUUAGGAACCUCUCAGCUACAUCAUCGGAAAAUUAUUUCCUUGAACAAGCAGAUUCUACAGAAGACCAAACAUCUGGAAGAGUUGCAAGCAAAUCAUACCAACCUCCAAGCCAGAUAUAAUGAAACGAAGAAAACACUAACAGAGUUGAAGAGUCAUAGUGAGAAACUGGACAAAGAGCAAGCAGCCCUUGAGAUGAUAGAAUCUAAAGCAGAUCCAAGUAUUCUGCAGAACUUGAGAGCACUUGUAGCCAUGAAUGAAAAUCUGAAAAGUCAGGAACAGGAGUUUAAAGCACAUUGCCGAGAAGAGAUGACACGGCUGCAGCAGGAAAUUGAAACCCUGAAAGCUGAGAAAACACCAGAUGAAAAGACUCUCUCCAGUGGAGAGCUGCAUGGUGUGCUGACCUCUGUAAUGACUCACAAUGAAGACCUAGACAAGCGGUAUAAUAUGGAAAAAGAGAAACUUUACAAGAUCCGCUUACUACAGGCUCGAAGAAAUCGAGAAAUAGCAAUUUUGCAUCGCAAGAUUGAUGAAGUACCCAGCCGAGCUGAGUUAAUACAGUAUCAGAAGAGAUUCAUUGAACUCUACCGCCAGAUUUCAGCUGUGCACAAAGAAACCAAGCAGUUCUUCACUUUAUAUAAUACCUUGGAUGACAAAAAGGUUUAUUUGGAAAAAGAGAUUAGUCUACUCAAUUCAAUUCAUGAGAACUUCUCACAAGCCAUGGCUUCUUCUGCUGCCCGGGACCAGUUUUUACGUCAGAUGGAACAGAUCGUAGAAGGAAUUAAACAAAGUAGGAUGAAGAUGGAGAAGAAGAAGCAAGAGAACAAAAUGAGAAGAGACCAAUUGAACGACGAGUACUUGGAACUGCUAGAGAAGCAGAGACUAUACUUUAAGACUGUGAAAGAGUUCAAAGAGGAGGGCCGAAAGAAUGAGGUGCUGCUGUCCAAGGUAAAAGCAAAGGCCUCCUGAUCAUUCCCAAUUUUCGUAUGUCUCUUGAUUUUUUUUAAAUGCCAUGUAUUAACUACAAGACAUGAAAUGGUUCUGAAUGCAACAGUAGAGAGCUACAGGUGUAUUAAUUUCAACUCCCUGGAUAUUUUCUGUCCUAUUUGCUACCACAUCAUCUCUAUUAGCUGUUGAUGGAAUCAGAAAAUGUAAACACUGGCUUGGAUAACACCCACUGUCCUGUGAGGAAACAUGGACAGUACUUACUCUCUAUGUCCACUCAACUUUUAUCUCUCCAGUAACGUUACACUUACAAAGGUACCUGUAUUUGUAUAGACUCUUAAUAAAGAAUUCUUUUGUUCAGCAAAUAUUAAUUGAGCAACCACUGAGAAAUAAGCAUGGAGGGGGAUUUUAUCAGUAUAAACCACACUCCCUAUACCUCCCCACUUCCAAACAUUCAGCAAGUGGCCCAGGAAGCAGAUACCCACUGGACACCAGAGCUUGACCAUCUUGAAGUUUAUUUUAUUUUGUUUCAGUAAACUGUUGGGUGAAUGAUCUGCCAGUGUGAGUGACAGUCACUUGGGCCCUUCACUUGUGGUGCUUUUUGUUCCUGGCUUCUCAAGGUACCAGCUAGCAGGCUUGAAUGGUAUACAUAGUAACUUGAGUGAAAGCUGUUUCAUUGAUUUAAUCCUUAUAUACCCUUUAGGUUUAUUUCACCAAAAAAAGUUGAAGGUGGGGCUCAUACUGAGCAUGUUUCAAAAACAGUUACACCUGUGUCCUAGUUGUCAUUUGAGUCAUAGGCUACAUGUGGAUGGGCUUUCGGAUCCCUUUAUUGAAAGCAUAUUUCAUAUUCCUAUACUGUAGAGAAGGUCAUGGUCUGAUCAAAGAAAGAGACAUGCACCAUACUGACUGCUGACAGGGCAGGCACACUGAAAGACAGUAACAGGUACUGUGGGGCAGAGGAAGAAGCAAUGGGUUGUGCGGAAGUAUGGAAGUCUUCAUAGAAGGGCAGCUAAUAUUUGGGCUAGAUCUGAAGGGAGAAUAGCAUGUUCCACAGAGAUAGGAAAUAAUUUUUGAUCAAGCUACACUGAUUGAAACUCAAGAGGGUGUAAAUGGGCACAGAGCAUUCAUACUGGGAGCGGAGGGGAUGUUCUGAAAUCUGCAGGAGGCUUCAGAGACCUGGCUCAAUAGCUAAUGAAUUUUAUUCUCUGUAAAUGAGCAGUCCAAAGAAAAUACAGAGCUUCUGUGCUGGCUCUUGGGAAUCUGGCAAUUUAGUCUUGGUCAGUGUACCCCAGUGUGAGGUUUGUACUCCAUUUUUCAUAAACCAGGCACAUAUAUACUGUUCAAUAGCAGAUUUGGACUGUAAAAUGCAGACACCUGAACAUGUCAGGCAAGUGGGACAUUCGGCACAGGCACAGAAACACUGUUCAUCUUUAGCUCCCUAAUGUAUAUGAUGAAAGGCUGGGAUGAACAGACUUUAAAACAUCCCACUCUGGCUAACAGCUAACACCACCAUUGCUUUGUGCCAAGGCCAGUGAGGUGCUGUGAGAGCAGCAGCAUCUGAAAUGGUACCUCCCUGUGCCAGUGCACUUCCUGGCCUUGUGUAUCUUCACUUCCACUCAUUCCUGAGUCAUGGUCAUGUGGAAAUUUUGAAGGGGCUCAAUAAAGGUGAAAUAGGUAUUAUUUAAGAAGUGUCAUUUUGAAGGUAGGAGACAGCAGAAGUUUGUCUAUUUAAAAUUAUUUCAGUUUCAGAGAAGCAUCUGUAUUAACCAUGUAAAGAAACUUAAAGACUCACCCUGGCUAACUGGACUUUGUGAACAAUUGGGAGAUCGUUAGAGUAUUUGUGCACAGGUGUUAGGGAACUGGGAAUAGUUGAUAUUCUGGAGUUACCCUAGUCCACCUGUCUUUGUUGGAGGAAAGUAUGGCAUAACUGAUCCAAAGCAACUAAUAAUGCUUUUUAAAAGUGGAGCCCUUUAUUUUGGGCUGUGUUUCUAGAGUUCCGUUUGUUUUGGUUUUGUUGUGGAGAAGUACUGAUAGAUGUCUUUACCCUUUCUUUAGUUUACAAGGCCUAAUAUAGAUGAUAAAUUAGUCUUCGUUGCUUGAACAUACUUCAAAUUAGACUGCAAUAGCUAUUCUUGAGAAUUCCACGGUUGCUGCAGAUAGCCUUCAGUGUGGAUACUGUUGUGAGUAAUUAGGACAUUGGGCAGGUAGAACAGUCAGGCCUUAUAGGUUAAAACAGUGCACUGAGGUCUGUGAUCAUUUCAAGAGGCACUCGUGAUAGUAGGGGCAGGGGUCUUCCUGAGGCCAUAUCUUUCUUAGCCCAGAGCCACAGUGUUGUAUUUUGCUGAACCCACAGGCUUUUUCAGAAGUACAAGGAAGAGAGAAAACAUCCUUUAGUUACUGUUUAUGAAUGUUUGCUUCAGGAGAAAGCAGACAGUUCUCAGAACACUGAGCCCCCUAAUGGGACUGGGUGCCUGUUACCCUGGAUAUCUUCGUGCUCAUGUGCAUCUCAUAGAGUAUGCAAGGCUGCUCUGAUAUGAACCAAAAGGCUUCUGAGAACAGGACCAGAUUUUCUGCUUAUGACACGUCUGUGGAGAUACUUGGACAUUUGGUAGCUGUCCUUGGCUUGUGUCCAGUCCCUAUAGAUGACAGGACAGCUAGCAGCACUAGAGGGAGAUACAUUGUAUUAGAAAAUUGUCACAAAGUCACACAGGAGUGUGCUUCCUUAUAAUAGAGAGUAAGUUCCAGGUUUGUCAGGCAUAAGCUUUUGCUAGAAUCUGACAUUCAUGGUUUUAACUGGGUCUGGUUUGAUAGCCCAUAUUUUGAGGACAGCCAAGCCUUUCAGCCAUGUCCACUGAGUCUGGCAGUAGAAUUGGGAGACAGGAGAACCAGUACAGGUUGGAGGUCUUUCCAAGCCUAGGCUGAGGAAAUAGUCUCCAACACCACCACAGCCCCUGCGACUCCCUGAAACCCUGAGUAGAGGAUAGGGAAUGCCAUCAGACAGCACUCUUAUCUCACAAGGUGCCACUCCUGUGACUUUGGUAUUGUUACAUAUGGCGGGUCCUGAACACAUCUGUAUUAACUAAAGCCAGCCUGCUUGAAAGAGCACUUGUAACAGCUGUGGCCUGCAGCCUGUGCUACCUGGAUUUCUGCUGCUCAGCAUGGUCUUGUUUUGCUUACUUUUUGGGUGACUAUUGAUCAGUUUAAGAGGGAACUAGGCAUUCUAGCAAUAAUUUUAUUGGUUACUAUAGCUGAGCCCAAGUCUCUUAUGAAAUGCGUAUAAUUGGAUUGAAACAUGCUUUGAGUCAGAACACUUUAAGGAAGUCCUUUAUUACUAACUCAUGGCCAGUGUUGACCACAAGGUAAAAGAACAUAGUACAGAUGAACAGCCCAGUAGGGUGUGUGCCAUUGUCUAUCCCUGUUGUGGGGCAUUCCCAGGGAAAAUGCCUUCUUUUAUCCACCUUCAGAGUCCCCCAUGCCCUUUCUUAGUAUUCUAUGCUCAGUUUAGUGUAGGCCUUUUUAUAGCACAUGGCAAUAAGGUGAAAUACUACAUAAAAAUAUAUAAUAUCCAUAGGGAAUGGGGAAGGGGACAUAACCAGGACCUCUGCCAUGGGUCCUGGCCUCUCAGCCACCACAGCACGAGGGGAAUUAAAGAAGAGACAGGAAAUGAGACUUACAGUGGAGAAGCUGAGUUUCGGGUCCUGAUCAGUGCUCCUGAUGGCAUCAAAGACAAAGGCCCCCAAGCGCGUCCAGUAUUUAUUGAAUACAAUCGUAGGAAGGAAUAGGGAGCAGGGUAUGCUUUGAAGGCAUCUAGUGAAAUACUGCCGAACACCUGGCAUGGUGGUACCAGGCAGGGCUGUUAGGGAGUAAGCACUGUUUAUCUUGCUUGGAUAGAACAAACCAGUACUGGGUGCAAUUAGCAGGCAACCAUCGGGUCAGUGAGGAGCCAUAAUUCAGGGAAAAGGAUUUUAAUUGGGGUCAUGCUGACCUCAGCUGCAUGAAACUCAGAGCCCUGCCACUUCAUGGACCAGGGCCUAGGUUUCCAUGGCAGCCAUUGCGGGAGGGACUAUACUCUCCUAGUCUGCCGUCUGACAAGCCCAUUUGAGUUGAAGAGAGCUUCAGUCUGACUCUUGAUAUAAAACAAUAUAGCCAAAUUAUGGAAAGCAAGAAGCAGUUGCCACUAGGUGCUAGUACUCAGCAGGGAUGUCUGCUACAAAUAUCUCCCCUCUCCUCAAAAUAAAUAUGUAAGACUAUUAAUAAAGAUUUAAUAGCAGAUCUGAAGUAUAUUUGAAAACAUGGGGAACUCUGACUUCCCAUCAGCCUUAUGUCAGUACCCCAGAUGGGCUAAGCUCAUACCCUUCGUGGCUGUUGGCCUGCUGUUCCUUCUGCCUAGAGCUCUUUCUCCUCCAAGAUCUUGGGCAGUGGCAUUCCCUAGCUUCCACCCUGAUCUUACUCUGCUCAUCCCCUGCUCUGUCUUUAUAGCACAUGCCACUGUUUAAAUGCCUGUUUGUCCUUUGCCAGGUCUGUUUCCUGCCUUCUCAUCUGGAAUAUAAAGGCAAAAACAAAAUACAAGGACCUUGCCUCUUUUGCCAUAGUCUGCCCAGUGUCUGGCUCAGGCAGAUGAUCAGGAAAUGCUGCUUGCAUAAAUUUGCUUCUACAAAUUGCAGCUUUGCAUCCCUGUAUUAGCAAAAUUUAGAUUUAACCUUUCCUGUAAUUUAUGCUUAGUUUGAAACAGGUUGACAGUUCUGUUCAGCAGCCUAGGAGGAACUCUCAGAGUAUGUUCGUUAUUCUUUAACCUUGAGGGUUAGGAUGAAAAAAGGUGUCAGAGUUUUCAAACCUUUCAAAGGAAUUACCUUUUUAAAGGAAGAGGAAGGUGCACACUAAUGUCAGAUAAGAUUAUGUUUUGGUUCCAAAUGUUUCAUGAAUCUGAAGGUAACUUGCCUGGUAGAAUGUCUCAGCCUCCUGAAACUAAGAAGUAAAAUGCUAUUACAAGGCUGUGGGAAGCAGCACUUGGACAUGGGCUUAACAGAAGUAUGGAUUAUACAACUUCUUGGAGGACACUUGGACAAUAUGUUUCACAAGUGCACACGCACAAUCUUUUGAACCAGCAAGGCUAUAUCUGAGAAUUUUUCCUAUAUACAAGGAUUUUUAUUAAAGCAUUGUUUUUAAUAGCAAAAAGUUGGAAACUGCCACCAAUAUAGGACAAUUGUGGACAGUUCCCCUGAUGGGAGUAUUUUGUUUAAUAAAAGAACAGAGCUAA